Molecule: messenger RNA, 504 nt
Organism: Aspergillus terreus NIH2624
Lineage: Eukaryota; Fungi; Ascomycota; Eurotiomycetes; Eurotiales; Aspergillaceae
Gene: sld5
Product: putative GINS DNA replication complex subunit Sld5
Exons: 1
Coding region: 1-504 (167 amino acids)
Source: RefSeq, a predicted model, not a curated record
AUGGAUAUCGAUGAUAUCCUCGCCUCCGUCGACCGCGGCGAUGUCUCGUCCCCCGAGUCCGCCGCCUUCGACCACCAAUUGCUCACUCGGUUUUGGGUCGCGGAGCGCGGCGUCUCCGAGCUACUCCCAUGGCCCGCACCUUUGAUGGAGCGCGUCAUGAACCGCGUUCGGAGACAGGUACUAUCUGUUGCGCUGAUUUUAUUCUUUGAAAUAAGACCAUCUAACCAAUUCGACAGAUCGAAAGUAUUGAAGAUCUCGCCGCGUCGUCCUCAGACCCAUACAUCACGAGCAACAGCAACAAUCCCACGCUCAACCUCAAGCUCUCAAUCCUCCAAACCGACCUCUCUCGCACCCAAUACCUCAUCCGCUCGGUCCUCCGCCAACGCCUGGCAAAACUCACCAAACACAGCAUGCACUACCUUCAGCUCAUCUCGCGCUCCGCCCCCAGCCAAGCCACGGAUCCCGCGUCGCAGCAACAACCCGAAGACUCCAUCCCCGACCUGA